Molecule: messenger RNA, 1332 nt
Organism: Penaeus indicus
Lineage: Eukaryota; Metazoa; Arthropoda; Malacostraca; Decapoda; Penaeidae
Exons: 2
Coding region: 1-1332 (443 amino acids)
Molecular function (GO): nucleic acid binding; RNA-DNA hybrid ribonuclease activity
Source: RefSeq, a predicted model, not a curated record
AUGGUCCAGUGUCAACUCUCCAAGACAGCACUAGAACCACUAGAAAAAUUUCAGAAUAAGGUAAUGCGCUGCAUUCUAGGAUGCCCAAUGUCCACUAGGAUUGCUAACAUGCAGCAGGAACUUCAUCUCCUUCCUCUUGUGGAACGAAUAUAUGCCAAUGUAACAUUCUUUACUGUUAAAUGUCUCCACUCAUCCAGUCUCGCUCCACAUUAUGCUGACCUUAUUAAUGUGUCACUUGACCCCAAUGCUCGUCCCCCACAACUCCGACCAGGUGGCUGUGCUCUCAUAAGGAAUGUUUGCCGAGACCUUAGAAGAUUGGAUAUUAAUGUCCCCCAAGAGGUAGUUGACCAUGGUCCUCCCCCGUGGCAGAUUCCUCCUGUAGAAGUUUCCUACACACCCACCUGUAGGAGGGACCUACCCUGCCAACAGAAGCAACUAGCCCUAAAGGCCAUUAACAAAGUAAGGUCUUCCAUCCCUGCCUCUCACACCCUCUACGUUGACGGUUCUUUACAAGUGGAUGGAGCUGCAGGCUGUGCUGUCUUCUCUCCUACUAUGGAACCACCAUAUGGGGGAUGGACUGGACGUCGUCUGCAGGACUGGUCAAGUUCUACCUCCUGUGAACUGCAUGGGCUUCUAGAUGCUGUUAGCCUACUUCUACGGACUAGAAGCAAUGGACUAGUUAUUUGUGACUCACAGUCUGCCCUUCGUGCCCUCUCCUCCCCAAAGCCUGAAGCCCGUAGCCUAGUCAAUCGCAUAGUGCGCCACCUAGUCACAGCCAUUGGACAUGCACUUGUCAUACAUUUCCUAUGGAUUCCCUCGCAUGUUGGGGUAACAGCGAAUGAUAAUGUAGAUCGUCUUGCCAAAGCUGCCUGUAGGCUAGCCCUACCUGCGGCUGACGCCUCGCCAGCAACCCUCUCUCACUACAAGCGGAGGAUACGUGCUUCUGCUCGCUUGUCAAUCACCCGACGCAGGAGCGCCGAGCGGCCAGCGAGCGUAAGCAUCCAGCACUACGACUACUUUGCCUCUCACCCCUACAAAUACCGACGCCGCGGUCUGUUGGUAAGAAGACACAAUGUGGUCGCUGCCCGGCUCCGCUUAGGCUACAGACCUGUGUGGCAGGUGGGUGAGACAGAGGACGUGCCCCAGUACACAUCGUGUAAGUUGUGUGAUGCACACAAUGCGAACCACCUACAGCAUUACUGCCUUGAGUGUCCAGAGGUAGCUGAUCUCAUAUCGAGGAGAGACUCUGUUUCUGACGUCUGCAAGUACUUAUUAGCAGAGGACAAUCUAGAUGUAAUACUUUUGCAAUACCCAUAUUUUGGUGGCUGUUAA